UGACCCACAACUGUCCCAGCUUUGUUUUGGUUUGGCAGCGGGUCACCUGUCAGUCUCAGACCGCCGGCAUCGCCCAUUCAUAAGUGUUGGAGCGAAGCCGCCUCCAAACACAACGUGCGACACAUGAUAUCAGAGGCUGCUGGCCGCCCAUGUGUCGGUCAGCGGUGAGCUUUUGGGUGCUUCAGGGCCCUGAUGUGGCUGCUGAAAUAUUGAUGGACCUUGGCGUGGGAGCUGACUAAUUGCUGUUUAAUAUUUCAUUUAUCCACCUUUCUGCCAUAGAUGAGCAGCCUCAGGUUGUUUAUCAUCACUGUAUUUAAAUCUUGCUGGUCAGGUUCUGUUUACACCGAACUGUCGGGGUACGCGUCGGAUCCCUAACACUGGAGUUAAAAAGUCCUGGAUCAGAGAGUUUGGCCGUGGGUUUUUGCGCCACCCUUUCUAGAGCGUGGUAGUCGAUGCGCGCUGUUUGAAUUGAGGAAGCUUUGGGCUGUAUGAGGGGUAGUGUCAGUUUCCUGUGUGACUGACUGAGCAAAGGAGGAAGCGAUCUGACGGAAGGGGAGCACUUCCUUUAAACACCCCCCACUAUUCCCCGUCUGUUCGGUGUCACGCAGAAUAAAAAGAGACCCUCGUGGGCCGCGUAGGAGCCGGCAAACCCGCGGUACCUGUGUUCAGACACAGAUUGGACCUAUCUGAACCUGUGCCCGCCGUCUACUCAGCCAGCUUCCUGGUGACUCAACUAAAAUCUGCUCUCCUCUGUGUGCUCCUCUCAUGCUAUCCGAGCAUGGAUGGCUCACAGGACGGGGUUCAGAUCGGAGAGAACAAGUUCAUCAGCAAGGCAACAGUCCUCUCACAUCUUAAAACAUACAACCUUUAUUAUGAGGGACAGAAUCUCCAGCUGCGGCACAGAGAGGAGGAAGAGGAGCUGAUCAUUGAAGGCUUGCUAAAUAUCUUUUGGGGCCUGCGGCGACCAAUCAGACUUCAGAUGCAGGAUGACCACGAGCGAAUUCGACCACCGCCGUCAUCCACAUCCUGGCACUCAGGCUGCAACCUGGACAGUCAAGGGUCUUCCACUGACACAGACGGGCAACAGACCUUAGAACAGAGCCCCCCCACCUUGGAAGUGACUCCACCUGACAGUAAAUAUGACGACAACGUGGAGACGGAUGAAGAGGACAGUGAGACCUCCGCUCAGCUUCUCCGGACAAAAAGCGAUGCGGGGGUCUUAAGACGGGGCCAGCGGCGGUCUCCAAGCGACCAGAGAAAGAUCCGACGCCAUCGAUUCUCCAUCAAUGGACACUUUUACAACCACAAGACAGCGGUGUUUACGCCGGCCUUUGGCUCAGUUACUAAUGUCAGGAUCAACAGCUGUAUGACCACGCCGCAGGUGCUUCGAGUUCUCCUCAACAAGUUUAAAAUUGAAAACAGCCCAGAGGAUUUUGCGCUCUACCUUGUGCAUACAAGUGGAGAGCGUGUGAAGCUGAAGCGGACAGACUUUCCUCUGGUGCUGAGAGUCAUGCAGGGUCCGUGUGAGCAGGUCUGCAAGGUUUUCCUCAUGGAAGAAGACUUGGGUGAAGAAGUCACAUAUGAUGUGGCGCAAUAUAUCAAGUUUGAGAUGCCUGUCCUCCAGAGUUUCAUCACUAAGUUGAAGGAAGAAGAGGACAGAGAGGUGCAGAAACUCAGAAGAAGGUAUAAUUACCUGCGGUGUAUAAUUGAGAAGCAGCUUCGUGGUCUUCCAGAAGGAGCAAAGUGUAUUUAACCUGAUCAUGGUGAGGAUUCCCUCCAACAUAAACUG
Fundulus heteroclitus (mummichog) is the source of this 1789-nucleotide messenger RNA. RefSeq names its product Ras association domain family member 2b (gene rassf2b). The record is from RefSeq and is a predicted model, not a curated record. Gene Ontology annotation, biological process: positive regulation of protein kinase activity; regulation of non-canonical NF-kappaB signal transduction; positive regulation of JNK cascade. Lineage: Eukaryota; Metazoa; Chordata; Actinopteri; Cyprinodontiformes; Fundulidae. The transcript has 10 exons. Gene Ontology annotation, cellular component: nucleus; cytoplasm. Bases 779 to 1753 code for a protein of 324 amino acids.